Messenger RNA from Rangifer tarandus platyrhynchus (Svalbard reindeer), 1050 nucleotides. Lineage: Eukaryota; Metazoa; Chordata; Mammalia; Artiodactyla; Cervidae. The record is from the annotation of a GenBank genome assembly.
AUGCCGGUGGAAAGGAUGCGUAUGCGCCCGUGGCUGGAAGAACAGAUCAACUCAAAUAUGAUACCAGGGCUGAAGUGGCUUAGCAAGGAAAAGAAGAUUUUUCAGAUCCCCUGGAUGCAUGCUGCUAGACAUGGGUGGGAUGUGGAAAAAGAUGCACCCCUCUUCAGAAACUGGGCCAUCCAUACAGGAAAGCAUCAACCAGGAAUAGAUAAACCCGACCCGAAAACGUGGAAGGCAAAUUUCCGAUGUGCCAUGAACUCCUUGCCUGACAUCGAGGAAGUCAAAGACAAAAGCAUAAAGAAAGGAAACAAUGCCUUCAGAGUCUACCGGAUGCUGCCCAUGUCUGAGCGACCUUCUAAGAAAGGAAAGAAACCAAAGACAGAAAAAGAAGACAGAGUGAAGCACAUCAAGCAAGAACCAAUUGAGUCACCUUUGGGGCUUAGUAACGGAGUAAGUGAUCUUUCUCCUGAGUAUGCGGUCCUGACUUCAACUAUAAAAACUGAAGUGGAUAGUACGGUGAACAUCAUAGUCGUAGGACAGUCACAUCUGGACGGCACCUAUGAGGAUCAAGAGAUUGUCACUAAUCCCCCGGACAUCUGCCAAGUUGUGGAGGUGACCACCGAGAGCGAUGAGCAGCCAGUCAGCAUGAGUGAGCUCUACCCGCUGCAGAUCUCCCCCGUGUCUUCCUACGCAGAAAGCGAAACUACCGAUAGCGUGCCCAGUGACGAAGAGAGCUCGGAGGGUCGGCCACACUGGCGGAAGAGGAACAUUGAAGGCAAACAGUACCUCAGCAACAUGGGGCCACGGAACACGUACCUGCUGCCCAGCAUGGCCACCUUCGUCACGUCCAACAAGCCCGACCUCCAGGUCACCAUCAAAGAGGAGAGCUGCCCCGUGCCUUACAACAGCUCCUGGCCCCCGUUCCCAGACCUCCCCCUCGCCCCCUCCAUGAGCCCCACGCCCAGCAGCAGCCGCCCGGACCGGGAGACCCGGGCCAGCGUCAUCAAGAAGACGUCAGACAUCACCCAGGCCCGAGUCAAGAGCUAUUAA